GCCUUGGCCGGAAUGAGCAGCAGGUGGCACCUGCCGUCUCCGUCCGCAACUGCGCUGCCGCCGAACGCAGCCAUUGCAUUCGGACGCCGCCGACGAGGCGGAUCGAGGGCUCUGUGUCUUGCGCAUCGGUUCCUCACUCGAGCGUCGCCAGGUGUCCAUGUCGUCGGUCUCUGAAUCGAUUCUGGGCGCAGGUUUUGGUGCGGUCCCCGGUCCGCACGAGCUUUUCAUUCGCCACCCGCAUUGGCAUGCCCUGCUGAGUUACAGCCGAGGCCGUGCAGUAGCAGUCGUCGGCCGAAGACGUUCCGAGGGGCCGAAGUGGAGUCGAAGCUCGGCGGAGCGGAAUGUGGAGACAGGCGGAAGUUGGCGAUCAGGAGCUCGGGCGAGUUCGCAAGUAUUAGCAGCAGUGUGGCGUGUGGAUUGAUAAUGUGCCCGACUACGCCGGAUGCUGGCGGUGUUAGUAUUUUCACAACGUUUUCAUCUUCAUCUGAAAACCUCGCGGAUUCAAUUUUGAAGUAGUUCGGAUGCACUGGAGGUGCAAGUAUAACCAGGAACGUAGAGUUUAGGAAAGUCUAGUAUUUCCAGUUGCACUUGUUUGUGCUGUUGAUCUUUACAGGAUUUUUCAUGGUGAUCAAGCUAGAACCUAGAAGUAUAAGUGUCUGUAGAGAGUGGCUCUUAUAUCAGCUGAAAGCUGAAAUUUGAUGGAAGGACGGAAGUACUUUACUUGAAAUUGAUGAAGACAUGACCAUACAAUAGUGCGGUGCUCCGGUUGUGCAACAAUUUCUGGUCGAGCUGUAAACAUAUGAAAGAGAUAUUGUGGACGAGGGGAUCAUCAUUAUUGAAGUGGUUGAGAGUCAACUCAGGAUCCUCAACCACCUAUGAAGAGGCAUCUGCCGUCAGAUGCAACUCAAGAUAGUGAUGAACUCAGAGCCAAGUCACGUCGAAUAUAUGAGUCUCGGGCUAGAGAGGACGAAGAAGAGCCCGGGGGUUUUCUUGACUUAAAUGCAACUCCUCGUGGCUUUGAUCUCAAUGCGCCUGUUGAAGAGGAAAGUCCUCGUGGACAGAGUGGCUGGUUACCGGCAAAUGAAGAAGAUGAUGGAGCAUGGUUGCCCAUUCAAGAGGAAAUAGAAGAAGGAAAAGACAACACAGAGGAAUCAAAAUUGUCACUGGCCGAGAUUAUUGCACCAUCUCAAGUCCCGGUUAAGACUGAGGAGCAAGAACCUGCAGUCAAGCCGGAGAAAUCGGAUUCUCCCCUUCAAUCUGACGAACCCGAAGAUAGUUAUCAUGAAAGAGAGGCGGAGGAUGCAAGGGAAAUUGUCAAAGAUUCAGAUGAUGAGCCUGAAUUGAAACCUCUUGUUAUACCUUCAACCAAAGCAUCCGGUCCUGCUUCAGCAGUCAUCCAGCGCAGCGUUGAUUCCGUAUCAGUUCUUGGCAUCGAUGAUGAUUUGGAUAUUCUACGGUCUAUCUGGAAUUCACAUCAGCAGAAUGAUGUGGAGUCUAUGGACAAUGUGCUCGUGGAAGCAUGUGAAGAGCUGGCAAAGAAUCCCUUUAGUCCCAGUCGGUAUCAUUACUUGAGCUGUUUGUACAUAUCAAAAAAGCUCCCCGAAGCAUUUUCGCUCCCAAAGACUUUGAAGGUUUUACUUGGAAUGCUUAAAAGUCCAAAUGGGAUCCAAUCAGCCGCUAAGCGACAAAUCAUGCUACCAGUUCUUGCUUGCAAACUUCUCAAUCGAGCUUUCGCAUACGAAGCACAAUGGCCUUUGAAAUUCGUUCAAAUAUAUCUAGAAGAUGCGACUGGAUCGAGGUCCUGGAUCGAGCAUGAAGGAUGCAAGGAAUUCGUUGCAAAUAUUUUGACAGCUUUUCCUGAUGCGGAUGCGGAGUCGUCUGCUAGCCCUGAGGACUUAACUUCCACAAGAUUACAAGAUUCUCAAGGGGGCUCAGGGGAGAUGGCUCAAGGGCAGGCCGUCAAAUCAGAGCCGUCAGUUCAAGGAACGAUGCCAUACAAAAGUAGAUAUCCUUUGGAGGAAAUACGGGCACAGGUGCGAACAGAAUUUUUGCAGGCAUUGAAUCAACUGCUGGGCUCAGCGUCUACGAAGGACAAUCCUCGUCAGCUGCUGAAGUUGCUGAUGCAAGGUGCUGGAUAUGAGGAGGUGCGGGUUGUGGCCUCCAGUAUGCUUGAAACAUACUUGAACAACACGGUCCAUUUGCGGGCAGCAAAAGCAUUAUUGGAUCGUAUAGUGCAGCAUACCCGUGGCACAAGUGAUAAUGAUUGCCAGACGGUGGCAAAUCUUCUUGCCCUUAGAAUCACAUCCAUGCAAGCCCCCGGACAGAUUAAAUCUCUUCACGGAAAUAUCUUUGGUGAUAUGGUUACCCAGCUUGUGAGGAGAAGGCCAGAAUAUGCCACUCUUGCACUGAAGACUUUUGUAACGGCGGAAGUCAAUAACAAAAAUCCUCACAAUCUCAAGAGCAUUGUUAUGGCGUUGAAAGCGAUGCCAGAAUCUCCUCCUCCAGAACAUGAGCUCGCUUCCAUCUUUCAGGAGCUAGCGGCAAAUGAGGAGUAUCGGUUUCAGCUUAGAGACCUCAUUCGCAGGAUGAUGAAGCAAGUAGGUUCAGAUCUCGAUGUACAUGCUCUCUGCCAUGGUUUAAUGCAGCCUUGGCCAGUUAUGGCGGAGCAACAUGAAGCCCUCAAAGAAGUGUGGCUUAAACAGCUUGUGGACCUUGCAUGCCAGCUGCUGCUUCAUGCUGUCCUACCUUAUGCGAUGGAUGAGAACGUCGUGUCUGCCAUAUAUUCAACUCCAACAAGUUCUGUACCUGGACCUGGUGUUGGCUCAUUGAAAGAGAAGCUGUUACAACUGGAAAAGUUUAGUCUUGAAUCUGCAAAUUUCCAGAUAGAGGCCAUGGCUUGGUGCACAGACAUUUUGGCAGUUUAUCUGCCGUCAAUGGAGGAAGCCCAGUUUACACGUAUCGUAAGACAGCUUCUUUUCAUGGAGACUUCCGAGGUUUACUAUUCUACUUCUGAUAAUGUAAGCGAAACGGAUCUGGUUUCUUUACGCCUUUUAAGUAUGUGUAUGCCUGCUCCAGAGGAGAUACUAGCGCGAUUGAUACUGAUGGCGAUCUCUAACUUUCCACUUUCUCAAGGUGAAGCGCUUAAAAUCAUUGAACGCCUAGUCUGGAGAGCAGCAGCUUUAAAAAGGCAUUUUGAUGGAGCCUUGACCGCUGCAAGUGUACAGCUUCCAGCAGCUAUUUUCAAACUGGCAUCUUUUAAUCUACCAGGUCAAUCUCCCAUACAACAACUUGUGGUUAAGGACAUGUACUGGCGGGCAUGUAUAGUGGUCGUCAUCAUCGGCGUCUACAAUGCGAGUACGAUAGGGUGGUUCGUAUGGGAGAAUCUACCGACAAUUCGUAACUUCAUGGAAGCUUUACUGACAUGCACACGUACUUUCCUGCCAAAUGGUGAUGAUCAGGUCCGUAUGUCAGAGGCACGAAAACUUGAGCUGGAAGCUGAGCAGCGGGAUAGCAAAGCUGAGGAAGCUAUAUCAGCCUUCUUAGAUGUGACUGCUGAAAAGAGGCGGAGUGAUCCUAGCUCGGCAGAGAUUAAUAGUUCAGGGAGCUUAAUGUCAUCACCAGGUGCUCGUCUGAGUAAUCAGGGUGGAGAGUGGCGUGGCAAAGUGAUGUUUCUUGAACAGACCGGGCCGGUAAGAAGGCCCCCAAAAUGUGCCGUCGAUGAGCUAGAUCGAGUGGAUGAUAUGUAUCAACUCGGGCACAUCUUACGAAAGUCGCGCGAUCCCGAUUUUUUCUCGGAAAUCACGAAGUCACAGACCCUGGCACAGAGUUGGGCUUGGCUGCAGAAAAUAUUGAUCGCAGAGCCAGAUGUCAUAACGUAUCUUCCUCCAGUAUGGCAGUGUGAACUGCUGUUUAUGCAUGAGGGGCAGCAUCCAUUAACUCGCAAGUUAUUCUUGGAUAUUGGAAAGCUUCGCUCUCACCUGCAUCUGGUCAUGGUUCAACAAUUGCAAAGCAAGGAAAUUGAAGUUGAGCGUGUUGUAAAUUUUCUCUCCAGAAAACUUUUUUCAAAAAGCGGGGCUGUGCGAAGUCGUGCCCGCCGCUGUUUUGAAUCCCUCUUUUACCUACCGUCAUCCAGCACCCCUGAUUUUACACACUCAGUUCCUUCUUCUCCACAAGACCUCAAACGAUCAGAUCCUACAGGGAGCGCAACCAUCAUGACUGGAUCAGGCCAAACCAAGGGUGUCGUCAUUUCUAGCAAUGAUAAUGUCCCGGGAGCUGCGAAGAAAGUAACUGGCCUUACGAAUGCGCCUCUAGGUCAGGCUUCUUCUUCCAGCUUGUCUGGCUUACCUGUAGUCAUGCAGAAAGUGUCUCCUGGUGUAAGCUACGUUGCUGUCAAUGAGGAUACUGCUGCAGAGAAGGGUAUGUCUUCAAUGCCGUAUCAGUACGCAGACGACGACUGUGGGUGGCUUGAAGUUGUGGAGAAGCUUCCGACAGCGUCAAGGGUUGUCAGUGUUCUCGCACCUUCCAUCCAAAGAGCAAUUCAGGAAGAAACAUCUAUUCAUGUGGUUACGGCUUACUUAGAGUUUCUUAAGAACCAUCUCUCAGGCACGUCACUAGCAUACACUAUCGCCACUCUGGUUGUGCGGAGAAAGAUGCUGGCUACUAGCCUGAUUUUGGGUUCAUCAUCGAAUUUUAUUCCUGCCAAAUUUGCGGGUGAAAGUGGACCAAUCAGUCGUUCAGCUACGGUGGAUCUUGUUUUGGGAACACUUUGCAAGGCUUUAGAAUCAGGGACUGUUACAGAUCUAACUUGGGACGAGUUGAGGUUCAUAAGAUCACCUAUUGUAACCCUUGUUACACCUCAAGUAGCUGCACACGCCAAGGAGCUUACUUCACGACAAGUGAAAGUUCAUCAGAUUGUCGUGGAUGCUGCACUGGAAGUUCUUUCUUUGCUGGGUCAACAUGAGACAGAAGAGAAGAGAAAGAGCGGGACUUUUCAGAAGCUUUUGACCGCCCUUUUUCCUGCUUGUGAUACUGAUGGGCAACAAUGGGGAUGGGACUUAGAGGUUCCAAUCGGAUGGCUAGAAGACACUAUUGGGAAGCAGCCACUGCUUUCUGAAGCUCAGGCUGUAGGUCUCAUAAGGACCAAUGAUUUGAUGCUCAUAAAAGCAGGUCUGUCAGUUCUGACUGUGGAAGCAAAGUUGGAGCUUUUCGAAGGCUUCGGUUUGUCUUCAUUUGGAAUAGCGGCCGUGUUGCAAGACCUGAAUUCCACAAAAGACGUUCGGUUGCAGUCUAUACUGGGGUCUGGAAGCUUCUCCAGGGAUCGGUUGAAAAGGUUGACUAGCAGUGUGCGAGCUUUUUGGAAAGUUAAUAAAAAAGGAUGCGAUAAUCUGCAAAGAAUUCUUGAGCAGAUGUCAGCAACCUCCACGGUGGGUUAUGCACAUAUGCAGCAGACAACGAGUUUUGCUCACAUGAAGGAAAAAGCAACUUUAACCGAGUCAAGUGAUAUGGAGAUGUCUCUUGCAAAACCAUCGCUUGAGGAGAACACAAGAUUUGUAUUCGAGUGGCUGACAUCAGUGGAGAAAGACGUCCAAAUCGGAUGGCAGAAUUCCACUAAGUUAUCAGCUUUUGUCGAGCUUCGGCAUGAUUUACAACGAAAGUUGGUCGAGGGAUCUUUGGAAAUCCUCAAGAACGUGAUGGGUAUUGUAUUUGAUCUUUUAGAGAAGGCAAAUGGUGGUUGUCUUGCUGAUCAAAAGUUUCUAACUUAUGGUCUUCCAAUACUCGUUCUCCUAUCCCAUGCACCUUGCUCGCAUGGUAUCAGUCAGCCGCUAUUAGCUACGUGUAAGAAAGGACAACCUUCAGUAGAAUGUUUAACAGAUUUGGGGCUUGAGAGAAGAAAUGUGAGCUUCCCAGGGAUUGCUACGGCAGCAUCAGUGCUCUUGAAGGACUUACAGAUGAAGCUGGUAGAGAUUUAUGAGAUACUUGCUCGCAAGUUUGUCAGAAACUCUCGUACAGUUCCAAGAGGACUUGUUCUUGCCCCUUCGAGGAUGAGGGCGUACUCAAACCGUAAUGCGUUAACCGAUCGCCUUAGCUGUGUAACUGAUGGAGUUAGUAUGCCUUUUGACGUGGUAGAAAGGGCAUCCUCUGACAGGUUCGAAGCCGUCCUUCGAUACUAUUUAUGCCAAAAGCUGCAGAGUGUUUGGGAGGCAGUUGACGAAUAUUAUAGCAGGUCCCUUUUAGACCUUCGACGUAAAAAUGGCAAACAAGAAAAAGUCUCACCCGUUAAUUAUUGUGCUCCGCUAUCAAAAAUGAUAGGGGGCCUUUUAUGCAGCUUGAGAUCGCAUAAUGGGGUGUACUCAAGUUCUUUGCUAGCCUCUUCUAGGAUAUCACCGCCCACAGAUAUGAAGGCUCAGAUUGAGUUCAGUGGGCGAUGCGGGCUUGUCAUGGAGAUGCUCAGUUUCUUGGAUCCCGAGUUUGAUGCAGAUGGCUUUCUCGCUGCAAUAGUCGACAUCUCUGGACUCCAGUCGGUAUCAAAAGCACCAUAUGGCCCUUCCCUCCCAGCUAUUGGCCUGUCUUAUGUGGUCCACAAUAGUUCCUGGGAUACUCUCUCAAAGGUAUUCAAACAGCUAGUUAACAGCGGCGUAGGCACGGAGGAUGAUGAAUAUUUUGGAAAUGCGAGCGCAUGUAGCAUGGAGUCUGGCCAAAUUUUCCGAGGAAUGGAACCGGUGAUUGAGUUCAUUUUCUUGUGUGUGCAACAUCCAAGAGCAAAGUUGGCUUGUCGUGCAUGUGAAGAAGUGGAACCACACAAGUCGAGUUCAAACUUGCACUGGUCCUGGCUGAGUACUUCAUCCGCACGUACUAUAACUAAGCACUCAGUUGCGGCGUGCGUUGCUUCGAAGCUCGCUAAUAUGGGUGCCGAGGCCCGGGCCAUCUGCUCUGAUGUUUCAGUCGAACAAUAUGUACGAGUACUCGAGACGAGGACUCUUUGCCCCGUCAGUUGUACUCUCAAAGUGUUGGCGCUAGCAGUUUGUCAAGGUCCUCACAUCAUGAGGGCGGUUGUACAGCAUCUAUGCUCUUACGAUGAUGGAAGUCCCAGUGGUUUAGCGCCCUCGAUGGUUGAAAACGCAUCAUCGCAGUCUAUUGAGUCAACGUACAAAGCAGUUGCAAGGAGUCUUUUGUGGGGUCUUUAUCUGAUCUUUCCUGUCUCCAUAAAGUCCGUUUUACAUUCUAUCUCAAAGAAAGGCAUGUUGAUUGAAGAUAUACGAGGACAAGCUGAAAUUUACAACAACCAUGGACAGACCUGCUCCUUGAACAGCGUAAUACACAGUGCCGUUUGGUCAUUCUGUUCUGGAAAUGAUAAAGAAUCCAAUGCAGCCUAUGGCUUUUGCACUGAGUUCGCGCGUCAGCAUCCACUUUUGUUGAUUCCUUUCCUUCCAACUUUGAAGAUAUUGUUGAAGGAGCUUUUGCCACUGCUGAAGCAAGGGGAGACUCAAGCAAGGAUGACAGUGACAAGAGCACUUUCCAUGGGUCUCGGAUUGCUUGAUGCCCUUCGACCUCAUGUCAUACUCAAAAGCAACUCUCUUCACAACACUUCCGCUUCUUUUCCGAGAGUUAGUGGAUGGUCAGAUCAGAAUCGAACGCAAUCAUCGUCUACUCUGAACAAAAGCGAUCUUGAAGAUGUCCUCAAUUUAUAUUUCGAGAUUCUACGGGACCUUGAGGUUCAGGACAGACCUCAUUUUGCGAAAGUGGUUGCUCGUUUCGCAGACUUCCUGUGUCACUGUGUUGCUGCUGGGGGAAGAAGUCGCGAGUAUGUUUCUUCAUACAGGACACCUGUUCUUGAGACAACUGCUCAGAGUUUUGGGAAGAUAAAAAAGAUUGGAUAUUUAUUGAGCCUUCUAGACAAGCCUGGCUCAUUUUCAAUUGCUGAGGAAACGGCAGCAGCGUACUCUUUAUCGGCUGGCGGAAAUUCUCAAGCGUCUACUCUUCCUAUUCCCUUGGAUCAAAUUUUGACUGUGCGCAAAAAAUUGCAGCAAUGUAUUAAGUUGUACACGAAAGACUCAUGGAACGAAGAGGGAUUGGCCUUUUACAGCACGGGCAAGUCAAAUUGUGUCUCUCAGCUUAUGGUUGGAGAUGGGGAGGAGGGAAGUUUAUCUGCCACCCUAACUGAUGUUGACAAAGCAUCUGCACGAGUGCCCGGCAUUUUGUCAUAUUUGGAAGAUUCAUUGGUACAGCUGAUAACUAUCAAAGACGCUACUCUACGAGAGCGUAUCUACGGUCUUCUAGAACGUAGACUGCUCCAUGGUCCAAGUGAAACCAGCGCGUCAAAUAUCGUGGAGGGCUUACUUCAACAACUAACGUCAUCCGACGUACUUCGUGCGAAGUCAGCAGCCCGUAAUACGGCCCGAUUUUUCCAGUUUUCUACAGAUUUGCAGGAGUCCCUCCUCGUUGAGAUGUUACAGUUGGGAAGGAUUGCUUCCGAUGAUCUCCAACGACUCCUGCAAGGUCUGUUUACUGUUGCCGGCUCGCACAGUGGCUGAAGUAGAGGUCUUGUGUGCACAACGGCACGAAUACUCUACAAGCAAGCAAUCUUUUGAUCUCGGGCGAGGUUUCGACGGAUUCCAUGGUAUGAUCUUCCUGUUAUUCAUGUGUUUUCUUAACCGACAGAAGGUAAGGGCAGGAGAAAAACAUAAAACAGAAGCAGAUCUGGAAUUUUCACCGUGUUGAUGGUGCUGAACCUUUCUUGAUGUACUUGAGUUGAUUUUCUAAACGGUUUUAGUCCAUAACCAUCUAGAAGAAGAAAGCAAGCUAAUUGAAGCGGAUUGUGUACAGAAAGUCAAGGCUCUUCAAGGCUCGAAGCCUCUGUUUUAGUCUCAUCAGAGAAGGAAUUGAAAUACGGGUCUUGAUUUGAUGAGAAGCCGAUAAACCUCGCCACCGGAGUGAACUGCAGAUCAUUCCUGAGUGUUAGUGAGAAGCUAACCAGGCCAAGGAAAGAACCUGGCUUGCACCGAUUCCAAUGAGAAUGGGAUGGAAGGUUCCAUCACAUCGAGGACAUUUGGUGUCAGUUCUUCUUUAGAAUUGUGUAUAUCUCUCUACGUAGAAAGAGGAAAUUUUGUUCUUGCUUUCCGUAGGCUUGAGCUUUGAAGUGAGAAGGAUUUGUUUCUCAAUCUCGCCUUACCAAUCACAUGGUAGCAGUAUUAAGCGGACUUGCAAUAGAUCAAUUUGUUCAUGGCCUCACUUCAAGUUAACUUUGUAUCGGUUGCCCUCUAUAUUUUAAUGUGAUCUGUGUAAACCAUUUUGAUGAG
Marchantia polymorpha subsp. ruderalis is the source of this 9296-nucleotide messenger RNA. The record is from the annotation of a GenBank genome assembly. Lineage: Eukaryota; Viridiplantae; Streptophyta; Marchantiopsida; Marchantiales; Marchantiaceae.